Molecule: messenger RNA, 3225 nt
Organism: Rhea pennata
Lineage: Eukaryota; Metazoa; Chordata; Aves; Rheiformes; Rheidae
Gene: PTPN9
Product: protein tyrosine phosphatase non-receptor type 9
Exons: 13
Coding region: 52-1818 (588 amino acids)
Biological process (GO): protein dephosphorylation
Molecular function (GO): protein tyrosine phosphatase activity
Source: RefSeq, a predicted model, not a curated record
CGGCGGGCCGCCCGCCGCCUAGCGCGCUGCGGAGCGGGGCCGCGGCGCAGCAUGGCCGCGGAGCUGAGCGCCGAGGAGGAGCAGGCGACCAAGCAGUUCCUAGAAGAGAUCAACAAGUGGACCGGCCAGUACAAUGUGUCCCCGCUUUCCUGGAACGUGGCCGUCAAAUUCCUCAUGGCCCGCAAGUUCGACGUGCUGCGAGCGAUCGAGCUCUUCCACUCCUACCGGGAGACGCGGCUGAAGGAGGGCAUCGUGAAGCUGAAGCCGCACGAGGAGCCGCUGCGCUCAGAGCUGCUCAGCGGGAAGUUCACCAUCCUGAGCGUGCGGGACCCUUCGGGAGCCUCCAUCGCCCUCUUCACUGCCAAGCUGCACCACCCCAGCAAGAGCGUGCAGCACGUGGUGCUCCAGGCGCUCUUCUACCUGCUGGACAGAGCCGUGGAAAGUUUCGAAACGCAGAGGAACGGGCUGGUGUUCAUCUACGACAUGGCGGGCUCGCAGUACACCAACUUCGAGCUGGACCUCAGCAAGAAGAUCCUCAACCUGCUGAAGGGCGCCUUCCCGGCUCGGCUCAAGAAGGUAUUCAUCGUGGGAGCGCCCGUGUGGUUCCGCGUGCCCUACUCCAUCAUCAGCCUCCUGCUCAAGGAGAAGCUGCGGGAACGGGUGCAGAUGGUGAAGAUGUCGGAGCUGAAGGAGCACCUGCCCCGGGAGUGUCUCCCCGAGUACCUCGGCGGGUCCCUCAAGCUGGACCCCCUGAGCUGGAACUGCCGGUUCCUGCCCCAGCAGAACGGCCACCCCGACCCCCUCGAUGAGCUCAUCCUGGUGCCGCUGGCGCCCCCCAAAGACAACGGCUCCGUCCACGUCCCAGGGCCCAAAUCCGUCACCCUCCAGGAGCUGCUAGACCACGUCACCCAGAAGCAGAAGCGGGGCAUCUACGAGGAGUAUGAAGACAUCCGGCGCAGGAGUCCCGCCGGCACCUUCCUCUGCUCUUUGGCACCCUACAACCAGGAGAAGAACCGGUACGGGGACGUGCCCUGCCUGGACCAAACGCGGGUGAAGCUGGCGAGGCCGUACAGCCGCCCGGAGCUGACCGACUACAUCAACGCCAGCUUCAUGGACGGCUACAAGCAGAGGAACGCUUACAUCGGGACGCAAGGGCCUCUGGAGAACACCUACGGUGACUUCUGGCGCAUGGUGUGGGAGCAAAACGUCCUGGUGAUCGUAAUGACGACGCGGCUGGAGGAGGGCGGCAGGAGAAAGUGCGGCCAGUACUGGCCCCUGGAGAAGGACUUCCGAGCACGCUACGGGGCGCUGACCGUCACCAACCUGGGCGUGGAGAACCUGAGCCAUUACAAGAAGACCGUCCUGGAGAUCCACAGCUCGGAGAGCCGGGAGCGGCGGCUGGUCUCCCACUUCCAGUACCUGAGCUGGCCGGAUUACGGCGUGCCCUCGUCCGCCGCCACCCUCAUCGACUUCCUGGGGGCCGUGAAGCAGCAGCAGCGGGUGGCCGCCAGCGCCCUGGGGCCCCGCUUCAAGGGCCACCCCGGGGGCCCCCCCGUCGUGGUGCACUGCAGCGCCGGCAUCGGCAGGACAGGUACCUUCUGCGCCUUGGACAUCUGCCUGUCGCAGCUGCAGGACGUGGGCACCCUGGACGUGCAGCAGACGGUGCUGCGCAUGCGGACGCAGCGCGCCUUCAGCAUCCAGACGCCCGAGCAGUACUACUUCUGCUACACCGCCAUCCUGGAGCACGCGCGGCGCCGGGGCCUGCUGCCCGCCGAGCGCCCGCGCGCCGCCCGGGAGGCGAGCUCGCCGGGACGCUGAGAGCCGUCCGCCACCCCUUCCCGCCGGCGCGCGCCGCCGUCGAACUGUGCCUUACCGCGGCCGGGAACGGCGCGGGAAGAGGCUUCGGCUCCCCUCCGCAGGGUUCCCGUGGUUGGGUGGGGAGGUGGGAUUUUUCCUUUUGUUCGUUUUUUUUUCUUUUUUCUUUUUUUUUUUUCUUUUUUUUUGGUGGGACCAUCUAAAACUUUGUCCAGGGCAGGGCUCGGCCCCGCCGCGAAGCCCGCGCGCGGAAGCGUACCUCCAGCGCGCCCUCGCCGUGCCCAGCGCCGGCGGCUGCGCCCCCAGCGCCUAGACCAGCGCCGGCCCGGGCAGCUCCCGCGCGUCCGGGUUCGCGCCGGCUCUGCGGCGUUCCCGGCUUCCCCCGCCGGCUCCCAGGCCCUGCUGGCCCCUCACACGGGCCUCGGUAAUUUUAUACUGUAAUAAGCUCUUUAAAUGUGUAUAUUCUUAUUUUUUUAUAAUCUGGAGGGAGGAUGUUUUUGGAUUUUUUUUUGUUUUGUUUCUGUCUCUCUUUUUUUUUUUUUAUUUAACAUUUACUUGAUCCAAGCCAGAGCCAGAAAUAUUUGUAAAUGUUCCUAUCUGCUCUCACGCAGAGAAUGGAUUUUGCUGUUGUUAUUUUGGGGUUUGGUUUGGUUCUCACGUGCACAGCCACGCGGCGGGCGAGCGGCUCGCUCGGCGGAGCUGGCUGAGGGCGGGAGCCUCCGGGAGCCGGCGGCGGCGAAGCGGGACGCGGCCCGGGAGCUGCGCUGCGCCUCCCCGGUCCCGUCCCCGGGGCAGGCCGGCGGCGGCAGGACGCCUCGAGCUCGCCGUUGACUUCGCGCGUGGCGCAAAGAGGGGGGCCGUCGCUCACGUUUGCAGGCGUCCUCGCCCUCGGGUCACCUUUAAGCUUAAGGGAGUUGCAGGGUUUCUGUUCCCGAGCCUAGGUUUAAGCGCUUGCAGCCUUGCCCUGGGCGGCCGGAGCUUGCUCGCGCCCGAGGCUGAGCAGCCCCACGCGAGAGUUGCGUGCCGGGCAGCACCGGCUGGGAGCGCUUUUCCUGCGCUGAAAAAUUCCUGCUCCGCUUUGGGGGCCUUAAAAGCAGCUUUGCCGCCCCAAAUUCCCGUGCGCAGCACCGCUUUGCUGCGUUUGGUUGGUUGCGUCAUCCCGAGCCCGGGGCUGCCGCCGCCGCCGCCGAGGGUCCCGCCGGGAUAACCAGGCUGGCGGUGGCUUUCCUGGCGCCAGCGGGAUAAAUGCCGGUGGGAAGGGAAGGCGGUGGGCCGGCUUCGCCAAGCAGUCCGGGGACACUUGCCUAUUAAUUUAAAAAAAUAAAUAAAUAAACAAACCUGAUGCCGUUGCUGCUGCAUGUAACACGCAAGCGACGGGAGCGGAGAUUAAAGGAAAGGCGUUGUCCUGCG